AUGCACCACCACAACUUGCUACACCGAGGUUUCACGGCACAGAACGUUCUCCUUUACACCCCGUGCGACAGCAACCCCGCACAUGUGCGGCUGGGGAUGGGCGUGGCCGCUGAGAUGACACGCCAGGAACCGUACGACUGCAAGUCAGACAUCUCGGCGCUGGGAUGCGUGCUCCACGCAGCCAUGGCCGUCAGCGAGCUAUCUCUCCCCGCCACGACCGUCAACGACCCUUGCCUUCCGCCGUCGUCCAUCCACGAGCUCGUUUCCUUCGUGCUGUCGGGCUGCCACGACGCCAUGCCCCGAUGUUACUCGCCUGACCUCUGUGCGCUUGUCAGCCGCAUGCUCUCCCAGACCCCCUCUGAGCGACCCACAGCAGCCGACAUCCUCGCCUCGCCUCUCCUCCACCAGCCCGCCUCUGCCUUCCUGCGCGCCUUCGAACAUGCCCUUGAGAGUGCCACUGUUAACGAAUCAGGGAAUGCUGCCAGUGUUGGUGCUGCUGCUGUGGCAAGGGCAGUGACGAUGCAGCGAGCAGUAAAGGAGCAAAUGGGCCGCCUGGGGCUGGUGAUAGGCCCAUGUGGGAGCAUCAACGCACGUGUGCCGUGCAGUGGCAGCAGCAGCAGCAACAGCACAAGCAAUGGCGAAACUUCUGGUUUUCAAGCAGGCGGGCGGACAGGGGGAAUGGAUGGUGCAUUGGAUGCAGGUUUUGAGGGAGGCGCAUACCGUGCAGGUAUAUCUGGGUCAGGGAGAUCUGCCACACGAGCAUGUGACGUGCUGUCGUAUGGUAUAGCUGGUGGGGAGGAGGGAGAAGAAGGUGGGGCGGAGAUGGGAGAAGGGGAUGAGAUGGAGGAUAGAGAAGGGAUUGGGGAGGAGGAGGGAGAACGGGGUGGGGAGGAGUGUGUGGAAGAAGGAGCAAGGAGAGCGGAGGUGGAAGAGGAGGUGAUUGAGGAAGGCGAGGGAGGGCGAAGAUGUGAGGAGGCUCCAAGAAGAGACCAUGUGGACGCGGAGGAGGAGGAGGAAUGGGGAGCGGAGGUAGAGGAGUUGGAGAAGCAACAACGGGAUGGGGAGGCGAAGGAAGAGUGGUGCUGGUGGGGGUUGGGGAAAGAAGGAGAGGAAGAGGGAGAGGGAGAAUGGAGGCGAAUGGAGGAGGAGGACGAGGCUCGGCGGGAGUGGGAGCGAGAGCAGGAGCUGAGGGAGGAAUUUGUGCGAGAGAAGGAGGCUGAGGAGAAUGGAUGGGGGGAGAAUGAGGGCGAUGAGAAUGGGUGGGGGGAGGAGGGAUGGAACGAGGAAGAAGAGGGAGAAGAGCAUGGGAAAGGAGGUGGAUGGGAGGAGGGAGAGGAUGGGCUGAGAGAAGGAGAGGACGAGGAGGAGGAACGAGAUGAUGGAUGGGAGGAGGGCGAGACUAGGAGGAGAGAGGGAGAGGAUGGGUGCGAAGGGGAAGAAGAACGAGAUGAGCAAGGGAGAGGUGGUGGAUGGGAGGAUAAUGGGUGGGAAGAAGGAGAGGACGAGGAGGCGGAACGAGAUGAUGGAUGGGAGGAAGGAGAGGUUAGGUGGGGAGAUGGAGAGGAUGGGUGGGAAGGGGAAGAAGAGCGAGAAGAGCACGAGAGAGGUUGCGGGUGGAAGGAGGGAAAGGAUGAGUGGAGAGGAGGAGUUAACGAGGAGACGGAACGAGAUUAUGAAUGGGAGGAAGGAGAGGUUAGAUGGGGAGAGGGAGAGGAUGGGUGGAAAGGGGGAGGAGAGCGGGAGGAGUGCGAAAUAGAUUCCCAUCUGCACAAGGUUAAGGCACGGCUGGAAAGGUUUGGCGUGCCUUUCAACAGCCAGCCUGCGCCAGCUGCUGCUGGCAUGCAGGCGAAUUUGGCGAGGAUUCGGGAGCUGUUGCAUGUGGGGGCGGCCAAGGGGGUGCCCCAGCUGACACAGAGGCAGGAGCUGCUGCAGGUGGCAGGGGAUGUGUCGAAUCUGGUGCGGAGUCGGGAAGUAGGGAAAGAGGGCGAGGCGCGGGAUAGGCACUCGGAGACAAGUUGCGCUACAGCUGCUGAGGCUGUGGCAGGUCAUGCUACAGCUGGUGAGGCUGUGGCAGGGGAUGACGUCAUGUCUGAGAGGGUUCGGAAGCUUCUGCAAAAGCUGCGGGAACUGAAGGAGAUGGCGGGCGUGCCAACGAAGCAGGCAACGCAGUCAACCCAGUCAACGCAGUCAACGCUGGAGUUGCAAAAGCUGCGGGCAUUGGGGACACCAAAGGCUCUGCGAUCACUGCUGCGGCUGCACAAGCUGAAGGAGGGAGAGGAGGAGCGCAAAAUAGCUGGCAGGAGCUCUGCGGUGCUCAGCGGCUCACAGAAGGCUACUUGCCAUGCAUGUUGUUCACCGGGCAAGGGGUCCACGGCUGCUCGUCCUGUGCUUGGGCAAGUGCAGGGCACGCAUGGUGAUGGGUGCGGGGAAGGCUGUGGAGUGGGGUGUGACGGUGAUGGUUUGGCCCAGACGUGCGGUUGGAGUAAUGGCUUGGAUGGCACGGAUAGCUGGAUCGGAGGGGCUGGGGAAGACGUGGGGUUGACUGCAGGGGAGGAAUGUUCAGAAGCGGAGAGGUACGCAGAAGGACAGGGGUAUGGAGAGGGAGUGGGAUAUGCAGAAGGAGAGGGAUGUGGGGACGGUGAGGGGCGUGGAGAAGAGAAGGAUUAUGGUUGUGGAGAGAGUUUUGGAGAGGGGGAUGCUUUUGGGAAAGGAGAGGGGCUUUCAGAAGGAGAGGGAUGCAUGGAGGGCGAGGGGUGUUCAGACGGGGAGACGCAUUGGAAGCAGCAGGUGGAGCAGGAGCGGCAAGGGCAGCAGGGGCGGCAAGGGAAGCAGGGGCGGCAUGGGGGCCAAGGGCGGCAGGAGCAACGUGCAUCAAAACAAGCCUUCCAGCAAACUCUUCAGUUCACCGCAUCACUCUACCUCGAGACUGUUUGCUCCACAGGAGAAGCUGCAGGGGCGCUGACGUGGCCUGUACACGUGGAGUUGAAGCUGUCAGUCCAUAUGGACACGUGGCACAUGCCUUGGCCUCUUGUAGAAGGGACAGCUGGCAAUGCAGCUGCUAUGGGAGCAGCACUAGUCAUGCCCACAAAGACGGAUGCAUCACCAGCAGAUGCUAUGUCAGGAGCAGAUGCCAUGUCAGCAACGGCUGCCGCGUCAGCAGCAGAUGCCUGUUUAAAGCACAUGCCAGGGUGCAUGGUGGUAGGCCAACCCGUCACUUUAACCCGCCCACUGCUUGGUGGGGCAGACUAUAGUAGUGAAGCCGGGGAACUCAAUAGUGAGGACGAGGAGUCGGACUACGAGGUGGUGCGCCAGGUGGCGAUGUACGAGUGGCUGCGAGCGUCUUCAAAGCAAGCAGCAGCUCUCGAAGCAGCACGCACCCCCACUCCUCCCAGAAACCCCUUACCCCGCCAGCAGCACAGAAGCAGCAGCUGCCUGUCUGACAGCCAGGUUGGCACGUGGAUGGACCAAGGCGGCAGUCACGCAGGAGGAGGGGCUGGAGGCGGCAGUCAUGCUGGUGUGGGGGCUAAAGAAGGUGACCAUGCUGGUGUGUGGCUGAGAGAUGGCAGAGGCACCCUACCAAUGAGCCAGUGGGCAGUGAGAGUUGCUCUUGCUGGCAUGCACAAGGGUCGUAGACCGAGUUCAGAGCCGGGUCGAAGCAGGGGUUUCAGGGGGCACAAGCCACUGCCUGGUUCCACCAGAUUCAUGCGUGAAGCAGAAGCUAGUCGGCAGGGCAUGGCUGCUCCAGUUGCCCUGGCAACACCAGUGGUUGCACCGGCGACACCAGUUGUUGCACCGGCUGCACCAGCCGCACCAGUUGUAGCAUCAGCAGCCGCACGAGCAGGGGUAAGGGCUGUCGCAGAAAGUGUGCUGGAAGGGACAAAGAAGGCAAUGGCAACGGAAGCGACAACAGCCCGUCUUGUCAGUCCAUUGCAGGAGAGGAAUGCGAUGACUACAGAAGCAUACUCGUUACAGUGUCCUCCAGUAAGAGGUUCAGAUGGGGAGGUGGCUGGGACAGGAGGCUGUCUGGUGCAUGAGUGGUAUGAAGCAGUGAAGAGUGGUGAUGAGAGUGACCAGUCAUCGGGAAUGGAUCUGCAAUCGCUCGUCGCAACACAAUCCCCGGCGACCACAUCCGACGCUCACUCUCAACCAGCAUCUCUCCACGCUCCUCCGCCGCAUCUCACCGCCUCACACUCCUCCUCCAGACGGCGACCCAUCCAGAUCGUCGCUCUCAGCAGCAACAGCAGCCAUAACCGGAGCCGAUCAGCGGGCACGCGCGUGGCGGUGGACAAGCUGAGCACGACGAAGCGGUACCGCGUGGCGGACGUUGACCUGGUUGACCAGCGCAGCGACCGCGUAAUUCCCAAGGCGGACGGGUUCUACGAGAUGGUGUCGGUGGGCAAGGGCACCGUGUGCACGCGCGCGCAGCUCGAGGCCGAGGUGGCCAACAUGGCGUCCAGCGGCAUGUUCCAGAUGGUCGAGGCCGAUACUGUCGCCAACCCGGACGGUUCCAUCAAGCUGGAGGUGAAGGUUCUUGAAGCGCAGUGGCAGGCGGCGAAGACGGUGCGGUGUGUGAACAUGGGGCUCGUGCAGCCGGACGCCUCGGGGCAGGAGGCGUCAGAGGACGCGGCGAAGCAGGAGGCUGCGUACGCGGAGCGGCUGAGGCAGGCGCGGCAGUGCCUGCUGCCGCGCAAGGUGGAGAACGAGCUGAGCGCCAUGGUGCAGCGCGAGGGGCGCCUCACUGCCCGCAUGCUGCAGAAGAUCCGGGAUCGCAUUCUCAAGUGGUACCACGACAAGGGCUAUGCCUGUGCCAAUGUGAUCAACUUUGGCAAUCUGAACACGCCGGACAUCGUGUGCGAGGUGGUGGAGGGCGAUGUGACGGGCGUGGAGGUGCAGUUUCUGGACAAGAUGGGGCAGCGCUGCGAAGGGAUUACCGACGAGCGCGUUGUGAUGCGAGAGCUGCCUAUCGAGAUCAAGCCGGGCAACGUGUUCAACAUCGAGGCGGGGCGCAAGGCCCUGCAGAGCAUCUCGUCGCUGCAGCUGUUCGCCAACAUGGAGGUCAACCCGCGCCCCGACGACCAGCUGGAGGGCGGCAUUGUGAUGGAGGUGAAGGUCCGCGAGCAGGAGCCGACCUCUGCUGAGGUGCAGACGGAGUGGAGCAUCCAACCCGGGGAUACCGGCAAGCCCACGGUGUCCAUCCUGCCAGGUGGCAGCGUCUCAUUCGAGCACCGCAACAUCAACGGCCUCAAUCGCUCCGUCACCGGUUCUGUCAGCGCGGGCAACCUGCUCUCGCCGCAGGACGAUCUGGUGUUCAAGCUGGAGUGCGUGCAUCCGUACAUCGAUGGGGUGGACGACACGGGUCGCAACCGAGUGGGGCGAGUGACGUGCUUCAACCACCGCAAGGUGUCGGCUGUCUUCACGGGCGGGCCGUCUCUUGAUGAGGUGCCAGCCAUUUGGGUGGACCGUGCCGGCAUCAAGGCUACUGUCAGUGAGAACUUCACCCGUCAGAGCCGCAUCACGUACGGGGCGGUGAUAGAGGAGGUGACGACACGCGAUGAGAACACGAGCAUCUGCACGCACGGCUUCAAGAUGCUGCCCUCGGGCCUGCCCACCCCCGACGGCCCGCCCACCACGCUCAGCGGCACCGGUGUCGACCGCGUGGCAUUCCUGCAGGCGAACGUGACGCGCGACAACACCAACUUCGUGAACGGGACACCCGUUGGCGACCGUACCAUCUUCCAGGUGGACCAAGGCCUGGGCAUCGGGUCAGCCUUCCCAUUCUUCAACCGGCAUCAGCUGACGCACACGCGCUUCAUGCAGCUCAGUGAGGAGGACGUGGACCAUGCGGACCGCCCGCCCAUGGUGGGGGUGCUGCACGCGCGCUACGGGGGGUGCCUGGGCGACCUGCCGUCGUACGAGGCGUAUGCACUGGGCGGGCCCUACUCAGUCCGCGGGUACAACAUGGGCGAGAUUGGUGCUGCCAGGCGCUUCCUUGAGCUUGCGGGUGAGAUCAGGGUCCCGGUCAAGACCACCCAUGCCUACGCCUUUGCUGAGAUGGCCUCAGACCUUGGCAGCUCCGGUAUGGUUUCUGGUAACCCUACCGAGUUCUUCCGCCGAGCCGGCUUCGGCGCCUCGGUGGGUGCUGGUGUCAGGCUCGGCACCGUGCGUGCGGAGUACGCUCGGGAUUGCAACAUGGGCACUGGCUCAUGGUUUGUCCGGUUCGGCGAGAGGUUCUAA
Closterium sp. Naga37s-1 is the source of this 6234-nucleotide messenger RNA. The record is from the annotation of a GenBank genome assembly. NCBI's taxonomy places the organism in Eukaryota, Viridiplantae, Streptophyta, Zygnematophyceae, Desmidiales, Closteriaceae.